Schizophyllum commune H4-8 is the source of this 1434-nucleotide messenger RNA. RefSeq lists its product as uncharacterized. The coding region runs from base 1 to 1434 and encodes 477 amino acids. The record is from RefSeq and is a predicted model, not a curated record. NCBI's taxonomy places the organism in Eukaryota, Fungi, Basidiomycota, Agaricomycetes, Agaricales, Schizophyllaceae. The transcript is spliced from 2 exons.
AUGCCCUCCCACAAGACAGAGUACGCGAAUAUGCGGUGGGGUAUGAAAAGUGAAGAGCCUCGGAGGCGCCCUCCACAUACGGAGGAUGACGAGUGGGAGGACGUCUCUGAAUCCAGCACGCUUGUCCGAUCUCCCAGCCCCUCGCACUCCUCUUCGACUCCCCGUAAGCGCAAGACGCAGCGGGGUACCAAUCAUGCCGUGUCAGCCUCCGCUCGCAAAACCACAACUAAGAAGGGCAAAGUACCAAAAGGUUCGAGCGACACAAGCAUCGUCAAGGAGCAUGCAGUUCUUAUAACACGCGACGAACUCUACGACAAUGCCAUCCACGCAUCCAGAUACACCGUGCGCUACGCGAUCGAAGUCGUCGGCCGCGCCAUCCACCUCAUGCGCUACCCACUCGCCCUCUUGCUCUUCACCUAUCUCCUUGCCUUCGUCUUCGGUCGGAUCAAGGUCGCGCUCUCGCCACUCUGUAUCUUACCCGGCAUAUCGAGCACGGCGCUCUGCUACAACCCUCCACUGCCACCAGACGGCAUGAAGAUUCCUCAAGUGGGCAAUUUCCCCGAGAUGAUGCAGACACAGAACAAGUUCGAGCAGCUCCUUGAAGACACCGCGGGCGGUGCCAGCCUCUCCCUCGAGAUGAAGAAGGCCGAGAUCGCCACUCGCGACCUCACGACCCUCGUGCGCAUCAGCAAUCUCAAGAGCAAGGACGACCUUGGCAGCGUCCUCGGCAACAUCGUUGACGAAGCGAAAAAGACUGGCCGAGGCUUGCAUCGUCUCGGUACCAAGGUCAUUCGUGCCGUCGACGAGGUCAUUGCGGCCAACAACGCCGCUCUGCACACUAUCGAGGCGGCCCAGAACCACGCUUCAUCGUUCUCCUUCGGCGACCUCGUUGUAUGGGCGCCGAAACGCGACGUUGGCGAGGUCGUCCGCGUGACCUUCACGCAGGCGAUGGAGGUUCAGUCACAGGCCAUGGCUCGGCUCCUAGUUGAGCUGACCGCUCGCCUCGCCGACCUCGAUCGCUUGGAGGAGCUGCUCGAUUACCUGCAUGAGAUCGUCGCGCGCGACCACAAGAUCCUCAAAACCGAGAAAGACGAGCUGCUAGCUCAGCUCUGGACCAUCCUCGGCGGCAACCGCGACCAGCGGCGCGAGCAAGACGACCAUAUCGCCCUUCUGAAUGCCCUCGGUGGCUACAGAAAGGAAGCGCGGGCGCAGGUCGUUGGCGCGCUGCACACGUUGCAGUCUAUGGAGGCGGAGAUGGAGGACCUGCGCGACCGUGUAACGGCGCCGAACCUCGCAGAGCAGGCCGGGCUGAAUAUCCCGGUCAGGGUGCACAUCGACAGCAUUCGCGACAGUCUCAUCAGACUCAAGGAUAGCCGGAUCCAGGCGAGGGAGGAAGAGGAAGCGGCGGUCAACAAAGUCCUGAGUUCCGCGUAA